Messenger RNA from Lichtheimia ornata, 714 nucleotides. RefSeq lists its product as uncharacterized. The record is from RefSeq and is a predicted model, not a curated record. Bases 1 to 714 code for a protein of 237 amino acids. NCBI's taxonomy places the organism in Eukaryota, Fungi, Mucoromycota, Mucoromycetes, Mucorales, Lichtheimiaceae. Gene Ontology annotation, molecular function: DNA-binding transcription factor activity. Gene Ontology annotation, biological process: regulation of DNA-templated transcription. The transcript has 2 exons.
AUGGAAACUUGUUCAGACAUCGUCUUUGUCGGCCCGGGAGCGAAUCAGGGUCAACGGCGUCGAGAGUUGAAUCGAGAAGCGCAACGAGCCUAUCGUGCACGCAAAGAACAACGAAUCAAGGAUCUCGAAGUCGAGCUUGCUGAACUACAAUCGCGUCACUUUGAAGGCACUGACAAGUUACAACGCGAGAAUGAAGAGCUUCGUUCGGUAGCCAAAAAGAUGGAGUUGGAGCUGUACAUGAUGAAGGGUGCGAUGAUGGCUAUGGACAAGCUUUCGAGUAUACGGACCAACAGUGACAAUAGCGGCAGCAGUAGUGGAUCUUCGCACAAUGGGAGUGUUCUUUCAGGAGAUUUUAUGGAAGGAGCGAGUGGAGGAUCAUCAUCGCUAGGGGAUCACAGCUUAUACGACGACAGCGACUGCACUGAUUCAACAUUAGUGGGAAGUGGACAAGACUUUGUUGCCAGCAACUUUGAUGAUAUAUCAUUACGCAUUGAAAAGAACAAUCAACACAACGCCUACGACGACGGUGAUCGAAUCAUGAACUACACCGAGACGUGGGAAUAUCUUUUGGAACGAUCCUUCUUUCAAGAAUGCGAUUUGGAGGAGCUUUGCAAAGCUGUCAAACAACAUGUACUACCGAACGGCGGUGUUCGACUGCAGGAUCUUAUGCGGAUCGCCCAUGAGUGGGAGAUCAACAAGCGAAUGCCUCGAUAA